Molecule: messenger RNA, 1703 nt
Organism: Cryptotermes secundus
Lineage: Eukaryota; Metazoa; Arthropoda; Insecta; Blattodea; Kalotermitidae
Product: caspase-1
Exons: 4
Coding region: 15-791 (258 amino acids)
Biological process (GO): proteolysis
Molecular function (GO): cysteine-type endopeptidase activity
Source: RefSeq, a predicted model, not a curated record
ACAGAUGUGUAUCAAUGGCUGUAGAGAUGCCUGUUGCCUGGGAUGCAAGUGAAUACAACAUGAAACACAAACGCAGGGGACAAGCUGUAAUUUUUAACCACGACACCUUUGACACAAAUGAUUAUGCACCUAGAGAAGGGUCCAAACUUGACGUCAAGAAAUUACAUGAAACCUUCACAUCUCUUCUAUUUGAAGUCACCAUUCAUAACAACCUGGAGUAUUCAGACAUCAAAGAAGCCAUUUCAGCAUUGGCUAAGGAGGACCAUUCAGAUGCUGACUGCCUAGCAGUAAUAGUGCUGACACACGGAGAAAGGGAGGGACGUCUUGUACCUCGAGACAGCGGCGUAUUCUACAAUGUGGAGAUGCUCUGGAAACCAUUUACAGCCGAUAAGUGCCCCAGCCUGGCUGGGAAGCCAAAACUUUUCUUUAUACAGGCAUGUCGAGGGAAGAAACUUGAUGCAGGAAUCAAGGUCAAGCAGCGAAGAAGUAUAGAGUUUGAUUCCAGCCCACCCUUGUGCAAGAUUCCAACUCAUGCCGAUUUUCUGUUUGCCCACAGCACUAUGGAAGGUUUUUAUUCAUUUCGUAAUCCAGACAAAGGAACUUGGUUCAUCCAGUCUCUAUGUAAGGAGCUAAACUCAACGGACAACUUACUACAGAUACUAACGAGGGCAACCCGACGUGUUACACAGCUGGAGUCUGAAAGCAACACACAGCAGUUCCAUGAACAGAAACAAGUCCCCUCCAUAACAUCCAUGUUAACACGGGACCUAUAUUUUCACCCUAAAAGUUGAACGGCAAAACCCCUACAACUACAGAAUGAAAUCUCAAAUAAUGUUAGAAGGUUUCAGACUGCAAAAGAUUUUAAACUUUAUGUAGUAAUUUUGAUUAAAUUCAUGUCAAAAAUAUUUAAGGAUUUUAACUGUUUGGUUAUGCUGGUGUCCAGUAUGAUAUAGAUACAAGAGUCAUGAAGAGAUUCUGUCAAGGAUGUUGGAAGUGAGGUAGAAGACCCAGGGUUAAUCCCAAAGCACCUCAACCACACUCACAUCCACACCUGCCACCCCACCACCACACACCAUAUGAUCCAGUAACUAUAGUAACUGGAGGAAGCACCCGACACCCCUGAGUUAAAUUUUAAUGUCUUGAGUUCAAAAUCCAGUUUUCAUGGGAAAAUGCUUGACAGCAAGUAAAAUCCCAGUACAGGGGUAGAGCAGCAAAUGAACAGGAUGAUCAUAAUGUUGUAUGAGUACAUGUGAAACUCAAGUGUAAUAUACAUUAAAAAAGCAGAAAAAAUGUGAUAUCUUUAUGAGAACAAAGCAAACUAUAACAAUAGUGUGCUGCAAAAACACAUGAUAACAUAUCUUACAUGCAGGACUUCACUACUGCAAUGUAUGAAGCACUUCAGCACAUUAAUGAAACAGACUUGUGUAAGAUUUGUAUCCUGUUUUUGUAUUUAGAAGCAUUUAUCAGAACAUGAUAUAUCUAAGCCAAGAACCCAAAGUGCAUGGGAACUGCACAAAACAUAUCUACAUACAGGCAAACCUCUACUUAUGAACUUUCAAAAAAUGAACAAUUCAUCUUUAUGAGUACUGCAACUCCCAAUUCACUUACCAAAAAUAGAACCCCACACUUAUUUGUAUUGCUAGUGGGGUGGGACUAAGUCCCUUGUACUACGGCCACUUCCUGCCUAUUGUACCAGCCCCAGA